AUGGAUGCUGGCAAUCCUACGGUACAGGCGCGAGGAGGUGGGUAUGAGAUGACACCCGAGCAGAUCGCUGCAGCCAUCCAAGCCAGUAGCGACAAUGAGAGGUUGUCCGACUAUCUCUACAUCAUCUGUGGUGCUGUCUCUGCAGCAGUCAUUCUCUGGAAAAUAUUCGACGUCACGUCGAAAUGGGUUCGCACCGUGGUCUGUGUCAACGAUGACCAUCAACGGUACUUUACCCAGCCUCGCCCAAAGGCCGCCUUUAUCAAGGAAAACAUCCUCUACGCACCGAUCUUCCGCAAGCGACACAACCGAGAGAUCCAACUCAGCAGCGCCAUCAACGUGGGCACGCUCCCCAGCAGAUUCCAGCUCCUCUUCCUCGUCGCCUACUUUGCCACCAACGUGGUCUUCUGCUGCAUCGACCUCAACUUCUCCUUGACCUACGAAGAAGUAGCUCGUCUGCUGAGAAACCGUACAGGCGUGCUGUCGGUUGUGAACAUGAUCCCGCUGUUUCUCCUGGCUGGCAGGAACAACCCUCUCAUCACGCUUCUCGGCAUCUCCUUUGACACCUACAACCUGAUUCACCGAUGGAUGGGGCGAAUCGUCAUCUUGGAGGCUGUGGCCCACACGCUCGCCCAUCUCGCCAAGGGUGGAUGGGGCGACGCUGUACCCGGCAUCUUCGCCAGCCCCUUUCUCCUCUGGGGGUUCAUCGCCACCAUCGCCUUUGUCUUUCUCGGCAUCCAGGCAUGGAGUCCGAUUCGCCACGCCUUCUACGAAGUCUUCAAGAUCCUCCACAUCGCCGUCGCCGCCCUCUCCCUCGUCGGACUCUGGUAUCACAUCAAGCUCGGCGAGCUUGAUCAGAUGCGCUACCUCUACGCCGUCAUGGGCCUCUGGGUGGCCGACCGCGGCGCCCGCGUGCUCCGCCUCGUGUACAACAACAUCGGCCUGCGCCAGCGAACGAGAACGGUACUCGAGGCCUUGCCCGGCGACACGGUCCGAGUCACAAUGACCCUGGCCCGCCCAUGGCGCGCACGCCCAGGCCAGCACGCCUACCUGUACUUCCCCACUAUGAGCUUGUGGCAGUCCCACCCCUUCUCCGUUUCCUGGGUGGACGACACCGACGACGUGACCUCGGACAGGCUUGCCAGCAACCACCAGGACCGGGCGGCGAUGCGGAAGAUGCAGGUGGCUUUUGUCAUCAGGGCGCGCACAGGGUUCACCAACACGUUGUACCAGAAGGUCGCCAAGGCGCCUGGCGGCCGGAUGGACGCCAUGUGCUUCGUGGAGGGCCCCUACGGCGUGUGCCAGCCGCUUGACUCGUACGGCACCGUCGUGCUGUUCGCGGGCGGUGUCGGCAUCACGCACCAGGUUCCCUACAUCAAGGAGCUGAUCCAGGGCUACGCGCAGGGCAAGGUCGCCACGCGCAAGAUCACCCUCGUGUGGACGAUCCCCAGCCCGGAGCACCUGGAGUGGAUCCGCCCCUGGAUGACAUCGAUCCUGUCCAUGGACAAGCGCCGGGACAUUCUGCGCGUGUCCAUCUUUGUGACCAACCCCCGGUCGACCAAGGAGAUUCACAGCCCGUCGUCGACCGUGCAAAUGUUCCCGGGCCGCCCCAACAUCGAGACCCUCCUGUCGCGCGAGCAGGAGCAGCAGGUGGGCUCGUGCUGCGUCACGGUCUGCGGGCCCGGCGCCCUCGCGGACGAAGUCAGGCGGGUGGUGAGGAGCAAGCAAAGCCGCAGCAGCAUGGAUUUCAUCGAGGAGGCCUUCUCCUGGUAG
This is a messenger RNA of Emericellopsis cladophorae, 1770 nucleotides long. RefSeq names its product Ferric/cupric reductase transmembrane component-like protein. The transcript is spliced from 3 exons. The record is from RefSeq and is a predicted model, not a curated record. Gene Ontology annotation, cellular component: plasma membrane. Lineage: Eukaryota; Fungi; Ascomycota; Sordariomycetes; Hypocreales; Bionectriaceae. Gene Ontology annotation, biological process: intracellular iron ion homeostasis; iron ion transport; copper ion import. The coding region runs from base 1 to 1770 and encodes 589 amino acids. Gene Ontology annotation, molecular function: ferric-chelate reductase activity.